AUGGCCAGUGAUUUACCACAAGGAUGGGAACAACGGAUUGAUAAUCAAACAAAACAAUCUUAUUAUGUUAACAUAAUUACAAACGAGAAAACAACCCAUGACCCUCGUUUGCCACUGUAUCCGACUCCAACACCACGAAAUCAUUUUUCUUUACCAAAACCGGGUCAUACUCCCGUACUUUCCCAACAAUCAUCGACGCCACAAUCCGUUCCGUAUCAGUCAAAUACGCUUCCAAACCCUUUGAAUACAGCAAAUCGUUCAACUCCUGCGGUCUCUUAUUUGAAUAAUGCUAAUCUACCUUCUCAAUCAUCUCCUCAACAAGCAGAAGGUUUAAUUUCGGCAUCUCAACAUUGCACCUCGUCUCUCUUAGAACAACCAUAUUCUCCUCCUCAAAAAAAUAAUAUUGUUGCUCCACAUAAGCCAGUAACUUAUCAUGCUAAUGGUGUUUAUACACAACAAAAUGUAACGUAUCAACCGCAAACUAUUCAAACCAUCGGCGGGCAAGCACGAAAUGUUGUAUAUGUUCAACCUCAACAGCCCGCACAAAAGGUUUAUGUUCAGCAAGGAGGAAAUCAAGUCGCAUAUAAUGUAAUGUCAAAUCAACAACAGCAACCUACACAAAAGAUUUAUGUUCAACAAGGAGGAAAUCAAGUACCAUAUAUUGGAGCAUCAAAUCAUCAGCAACCUACGCAAAUGGGUUAUGUUCAGCAAGGAGGAAAUCAAAUAACAUAUAAUGUUGUAUCAAAUCAACAACAGCAACCUACACAGAAGGUUUAUGUUCAACAAGGAAGAACUCAAGUAGCAUAUAAUUUAGCGUAUAAUGUAGUAACAAAUAAACAAAAUAACUCUUAUCCCAUAGUGAAUUCAUCAGCAGUUGUUGGAUCUAAAGCUCCUGCUGUCGUAUCUCAAAAUCCACAAAAUACAAUGAUUUUAACAGGACAACAACAUAAUGCUACAACGCAGCAAAUUAAUACCAUCCCUCAAACCACAGGAAUAAAUGUACAGGGACAACAAGUUAACUUAAAGGUGCUUGAUCCAAAGACAUAUUCAAAUUUAUUCUCUUCAAAUCAAUACAAUCAAAAUUUAGUAAUUGUUGGUAACAAUGCGAUUAACCAACCUCAACAAAUUGCAAUUCAACAAGGAAGUCAAGCAAAUGCUGUCCAAUUGCAACAAUUAAAUAACUCACUUCAAACUUCUGCUAUUCUGAACCAACAAAAACAAUUGCAACAACUAUUAAGACCAGCAGGUAAUCAAAUAUUACAUCAAAGGCCUGCUGGUCCAACUCACCCUUUCUCUGGAGUAGUUCGUCCAUCACGUACUCAAAUACCUCUACAACAAGUAAAUACUUCUAAUGCACCACAUGCUCACGGUAAAAAACCAAGUAAACCUGGAAAACCACAUAAACCAACAAAUAAUCCUAAUAAGCCGGCAAAACAAAACAAUCAAGCUCAACAGCAGACACAAGAUGUUGCGCAAGAUGCGGCACAAGAUAAUGCUACUCAAAAUCAAAAUGAACAAAAUGAAGGCGAACAAGAAGCUUAUGAGCAAAAUUAUAAAAGUUAUCAAGAAUAUGAAGAUGGAAUUGAUCUGAAUUCAAUAACAGGAGAUGGUGGUGGUCUUGAUAUGAGUUCAAUAUUAGGAGGUGGAGGUGGUGGUGGCUUUGAUAUUAAUUCAAUAUUAGGAGGUGGAGACGAUGGUGAAAGUUUGGCACAUUCAAUGAUUAUGAAUUCUAUAACUGAGUCUAUGAGUAGUAUGGAUAUAAUGAAUAAUAUUUAA
Molecule: messenger RNA, 1776 nt
Organism: Funneliformis geosporum
Lineage: Eukaryota; Fungi; Glomeromycota; Glomeromycetes; Glomerales; Glomeraceae
Source: the annotation of a GenBank genome assembly